Messenger RNA from Brassica rapa (field mustard), 1882 nucleotides. RefSeq lists its product as uncharacterized. Gene Ontology annotation, molecular function: proton-transporting ATP synthase activity, rotational mechanism. Gene Ontology annotation, biological process: proton motive force-driven ATP synthesis. Lineage: Eukaryota; Viridiplantae; Streptophyta; Magnoliopsida; Brassicales; Brassicaceae. The record is from RefSeq and is a predicted model, not a curated record.
CAUUAAUAUCAGUGGAGCUAAAAGACUUGAAAAAGCCCAUAGUUUUAUAGAUAUUUGUUUAUUUUCUGAACUUUAUUUUUUCUAACUGUCAAUUCUAUUUUUUUUUUUAAAGAUAAUUUUUUUUUUAAAUUCCAGAUCAAGCGGCUUUUGAGGCCGAUCUCCUCAGAUGCCUUCGCCAAUCACCAGUAGCAGCGGCGAUCAAAGUUUACCCCUCUUAUGGACGUAUUUCUGGGAAUGAAGUCUACAUGCAACAAACUUAUGAGCGUGAUGAGGUUACCCCACUCAAGCACUCCAUGUUGUUGGUUAAGUCUGGCCGUGACCAAUUUGGAACUCCCUAUUGGGAAUUCCAGGAUUCUUCCGGGGAAACCAAAGGGAGGGGUGGCUACGUCAGAAUAAGGAAGGGAGUUGGGUUGCUAACGGAGUUUGUAGAGAUGUUCUUAGUGGAAGAAGAACCACCAAAGAAGAAGAGAAAGGCGGUAUCUGUUGAUGCUUCACACAAGAGACCAAAGAAUGUUCACAACAGGCUGUCUCUAGGUCCGGGAAAACAUAGUAAAAGUCAUAAGCUGUCUCAAGGGAGAUCUAGGAGUAGUAGUACUAGUACUAGCAGGAAAGCUGGAAGCUCUGUCCGAACCAUCUCUCCGAAAUCACCUGUACCUAGUGCUAGUGCCUUUGAGAAUAUGGAUGCUUCCUAUUUGCAAACCAGUGGGUAUUUGCCUGCGGAUGCUACUGAAGAGCAGAUAUCUAUGGCUGCUGCAAGCAUGAUUCGUUCACACAGUAUGUCUGGUGACCUACAGCCUGAUCCUAUUGCCCCAAAGGAAGAGCUCUUCCCAGGAAACAUCAUUACUGUAACAGAGCUGAAUAAGAAGAAUCCACUCAAUUAUGCUCAGGUCUCAGUUCUAGCUGAUGACAUCCUCAAGAACCUUGAAUUUGAUGCUUUGCACAACAAGUUCCAUUCUAUUUUGUCACCAGAGAUUAUCGAAAAGGAAUCUGAAGUUGGAGGCAAACUCGGUGAGCUUGACUCAUGCGAGAUUGAAGCUGGUGAAACAAAGGGAGAGGUUCUGCAGAAUCUGGCUGAGUUCCUGUUCUCUUGUAUUAUCGAAAAGGAAUCUGAAGUUGGAGGCAAACUCGGUGAGCUUGACUCAUGCGAGAUUGAAGCUGGUGAAACAAAGGGAGAGGUUCUGCAGAAUCUGGCUGAGUUCCUGUUCUCUUGUAUUAUCGAAAAGGAAUCUGAAGUUGGAGGCAAACUCGGUGAGCUUGACUCAUGCGAGAUUGAAGCUGGUGAAACAAAGGGAGAGGUUCUGCAGAAUCUGGCUGAGUUCCUGUUCUCUUGUAUUAUCCCAAAGGAAUCUGAAGUUGGAGGCAAACUCGGUGAGCUUGACUCAUGCGAGAUUGAAGCUGGUGAAACAAAGGGAGAGGUUCUGCAGAAUCUGGCUGAGUUCCUGUUCUCUUGUAUUAUCCCAAAGGAAUCUGAAGUUGGAGGCAAACUCGGUGAGCUUGACUCAUGCGAGAUUGAAGCUGGUGAAACAAAGGGAGAGGUUCUGCAGAAUCUGGCUGAGUUCCUGUUCUCUUGUGUAAUGUUCAAUGCGGUGCUGGAGAAUGCUUGUAGUGAGAUGGGAGCUGGAAUGUCUGCAAUGGACAGGUCAAGCAGAAACGCAGGAGAAAUGCUUGACCGUCUUACCCUCGCUUACAACAGGACUCUUCACGCUUCUAUGCCUAUCGAGACUAUCUCUGGAGCUUAAAUAAGCUCAUCAUUGAGCGUGUUUUAUUUUGAACUCUACUGUCGAGAUCUUGUUCGUUGACUAAACUGUUUAUUGUCUGAACGCACCAAUGUACUCUGUUUCUAUCUCUCUUUCUAAGGAACAACAUGGCUUUUUCCACUUCA